Xenopus laevis (African clawed frog) is the source of this 1645-nucleotide messenger RNA. RefSeq names its product RAB3D, member RAS oncogene family L homeolog (gene rab3d.L). The transcript is spliced from 5 exons. Gene Ontology annotation, cellular component: plasma membrane; secretory granule. Lineage: Eukaryota; Metazoa; Chordata; Amphibia; Anura; Pipidae. Gene Ontology annotation, molecular function: GTP binding; GTPase activity; G protein activity. The coding region runs from base 176 to 829 and encodes 217 amino acids. The record is from RefSeq and is a predicted model, not a curated record. Gene Ontology annotation, biological process: regulation of exocytosis; intracellular protein transport.
GCAGCCCUGCAGGGAGGGAGGGAGAGAGACUGCAGGAGGGCAGGAAGGAGACACACCUCACUCCACUCAGGGAGAGACACCUGCAAACACACAGAUCCGGGACAGGCAGGAGACACCCGAGCUAGAGACUGCACCCACCACCCCAGCCUCCCCUGCUGCACCCCAACACUCCAAGAUGGCAUCUGCCAGCGACACCCGCCAGCCCCAAAAAGAUGCUGCUGACCAAAGUUUUGACUACAUGUUCAAACUCCUGAUCAUCGGCAACAGCAGCGUAGGAAAAACCUCCUUCCUUUUCCGAUAUGCAGACGAUUCCUUCACUUCGGCUUUUGUCAGUACAGUGGGGAUCGACUUCAAGGUCAAGACGGUGUACAGGAACGAAAAGAGGGUCAAGUUGCAGAUCUGGGACACAGCUGGUCAAGAGAGGUACCGCACAAUCACAACAGCAUAUUACCGUGGCGCCAUGGGUUUCUUGCUCAUGUAUGACAUCUCAAACCUGGAAUCCUUCAAUGCUGUGCAGGACUGGGCAACCCAAAUUAAGACAUAUUCCUGGGACAAUGCGCAGGUUCUGUUAGUAGGAAACAAGUGUGACCUCGAAGAUGAUCGAGUGAUCGCUGCUGAGGAUGGGCGGAAACUUGCUGAGGAACUAGGAUUUGAGUUUUUCGAGGCCAGCGCUAAAGACAACAUCAAUGUGAAGCAAGUAUUUGAACGUUUAGUGGACAUCAUCUGUGAGAAGAUGAACGAGAGCCUGGAGAAUGGACCUGUCCCAGGGAGUGGCACUGCCCAGCUCACUGAGUCUGCCCCCAAAGACAACAGCAACUGCUCCUGUUAGAACGCCACCGUCAGUAAAAUAACCCACCCAAUUCUGAUAGACUGCUCCUGUUAGAUGCUCAGCAUGGCCACCAGUGAACUGCUGCUCUAAGACGGAGCCAACAGCAUCCCUUUAUUGACCUCCAACAGCCAAUGAGGGGCAUGGUGACUGCUCUUGUAGAACUGACAGCUGAGCAGAACUGCUCCUACCAAACCGUUCUAUAGAUAUAACAAGAUUUCCUUUAUGUAGGCCCUACAUAUACUGGCACUAGGCUAUAGGGACACUGCCAAACAGAUUGAGAAAUGAAGAGGAAGCGACGAGAAGUCCAGUUUUUUGGAGACCAAAAUGUACAUCCCUAAUACAGAUUAUAAGCAUUUAGGUGAAACCUUGGAUUCCCCAAAGAGGAGAAAUGUUACAGACUCCCAUCUGAUCAGAAAGAUCUCUAGGUGGGGAAACCCUUACUCGGCCACCAAAACAGCUCUAUGCAUGGUACUGCAACACUCCUAUACUGGCAGGGUUGGGGUUGAGGGAACCAGGGGAGUCUGUUUUAUACACUAAGUGCCAAAGAUGAACCCACCGUGACCUUAAAUUCUUAAUUCGUUGAUGCUUCUGAAGUAACACAUUACAGAUGCUCUGCAUGUAUUUUAAUCACUCCACUUUCUAAAGGGGGUUCUACAGAAAUGACUGGGGUCUUAAUCAUUGUGGGUGAAGCUUUGAACCCCUGUGAAUAUCAUGCAGCUGUCUAUAAUGCCUGUGUAACUUCUACUGUCUCGUCUAAAAACAAUUGAGAUGUUUACAUUUUUUUAAUAAAAGGAAUUUUCCUUUUAUUGCAUCUGC